Loa loa (African eye worm) is the source of this 570-nucleotide messenger RNA. RefSeq lists its product as hypothetical. The transcript is spliced from 3 exons. The coding region runs from base 1 to 570 and encodes 189 amino acids. The record is from RefSeq and is a predicted model, not a curated record. NCBI's taxonomy places the organism in Eukaryota, Metazoa, Nematoda, Chromadorea, Rhabditida, Onchocercidae.
AUGACUCGUAUUUGGGUAAACUUCUUCUUUCACUUUUUCAAUACAACAUUGGUUGGUUCUGCAUCUUAUCCACUUACACUGACUAAACCAGUGCAAGAAUAUACGUCAAUACGUGGGCGUGCGAAUUAUUCAGGUAUUGCUAAGGAUGUUGCGGAAGUGAUUUCGAAGGUGAGAAGAAGUGUGAAGUUCCUGAUGGAUAUGGAAUUGAUAGAUGUUGAAAUCCGGAUGGAUAAAUCCGGAUGGAUGAAUCCGAAUCAACAUAGAUUCUUUCUUACCCUCGUUAAAAAUUUAACAUAUUCGUGUACUAAAAUGUUUGAAAAAGGUAAUUCUGUGAUUGUGUAUUAUCUGAAAUUCAAUUAUGCAAAAUUUCUCGAAAUGAAAGUCAAAAUUCACCAAAAAAUCCGUCGUUUUGAUAAUCGAAAGUGUCAUACGCUUCUUUGUGAUGACACUAUUAAUACCAUCAACAACGGAAUCCCAUACAUCAAAUUCGGGACUGUUACCAGUAUUACUAACAACUUGAGUGAGAGUAACGAACAUCCAAUAACAAUGCAAUACAUGAAGGAAAAUUAA